CCAUUUGGGAGGUUUGAAAUCCCACCCGCUUGCGACUGACACAGAACGCUCCACAAAUUUGAGAGUCUUCGUUGUUUGUCUCGGCUAGCGCUUUUUCGAUUCCUACGGAUCGUCUUUCUCUUCGACCGCCAUUUGAAAACAAUGUUGCGCUCAUUGGCAUUCACUGCUUCGGUGGCUUUGCUGUUCUCGCUCGAUCCGUUGUUGGCCUUUGCUCCGAUCCGGACCACAACGAGUGUUGCUUCGCCAUCGGGCGUUUCCAUUCGAGCACAAACUGGCGAUCAACUGUUCGCGGCAGCGCAGGAUGACAAUUUUGAAGGCAUCGAUUUGGUCAAGCUACUGGGCAAGAAGCAGCUAAAGCGCAUGGCGCGAAAAAGCCAAUCCCAUCGGCGUUCCGACAAGCCCGCCGGACCCAAGGCUUCAAUAGGUGCAGGAUUCGUCGCGAAAGACCCCGUGAAGAUUAUCAUCGCCGGUGCACCAGCCAGCGGGAAAGGUACACAGUGUGAAACGAUCAAGGAAAAGUUUGGCGUCGUGCAUCUAUCGACCGGAGACAUGCUCCGUGCUGCCGUGGCGGCCCAAACACCGGUCGGGAAGCAAGCGAAAGAAUAUAUGGACAGUGGAAAAUUGGUCCCGGAUGACGUGAUCAUCGGUGUGGUCAAAAAUCGACUGAUCGAAAAGGAUUGCCAAUCCCAAGGUUGGUUGCUUGAUGGAUUUCCUCGUACACAGGCUCAAGCUUUGGCUCUGGAGGAUGCCGGUGUUUGUGCGGAUUGCUUCAUAUUCUUGAACGUGCCGGAUAGUGUCUUAGUGGAACGAGUGGUGGGACGCCGGACUGAUCCGGACACGGGAAAGAUCUAUCACAUGACUUUUUCGCCACCAGAAGACGAAGAAAUAAAAGCCCGUCUAGUGCAACGAUCGGAUGAUACCGAGCAAAAGGUCAAAGUUCGCCUGGAACAGUUUCAUGACAAUGUGGAUGCGGUCAAGGACAAGUACACCAACAUUAUGGUUACGGUAGACGGUAACCAAGCACCAACUCAGGUUUCCAAAGAAAUUUUGGAAGCCAUCGAAGAGAAGGUCGGAUCCAAGGUUGGAGUAUAG
Phaeodactylum tricornutum CCAP 1055/1 is the source of this 1092-nucleotide messenger RNA. RefSeq names its product kinase adenylate kinase (gene ADK). The transcript is spliced from 2 exons. The record is from RefSeq and is a predicted model, not a curated record. Gene Ontology annotation, biological process: nucleoside triphosphate biosynthetic process. The coding region runs from base 142 to 1092 and encodes 316 amino acids. Gene Ontology annotation, cellular component: cytoplasm. Gene Ontology annotation, molecular function: ATP binding; nucleoside diphosphate kinase activity; AMP kinase activity. NCBI's taxonomy places the organism in Eukaryota, Bacillariophyta, Bacillariophyceae, Surirellales, Neidiaceae.